AUGAUUUGUCGCGAUAGCGAACCAAUAUCGGUCGUCGAAAAUGAGGGCUUCCAAUAUCUUAUGAAAUUAGUUGCUCCCUUAUAUAAAAUUCCAUCGAGAAGGACUUUCGACGAAUUACUCGAUAAGAAAUACGAAUUUGUUUCCAAUAUGUUAAAAGAAAAAUUGUCAGGUAUACAAUACAUUUGCUUGACAACCGAUGUGUGGACAGAAACACAUCAAACAAGAAGUUUUCUAGGAGUAACAGCCCAUUAUGUUUCAAAUGAUACUGACGACCUAAAACUUCAGGGUGUCACACUAGGGGUUUAUGAAUUAGAAGAAAGGCACACAGGAGAAAAUUUAGCACAAAAACUGAAGGAAAUAUGCACCAAGUGGAACAUCAAAGAUGAUGUCGUUAUUGCUGUCGUUACUGAUGGAGGGAGUAAUAUGAUUAAGGCUGUAGAAUUGGUUUUCGACAAGAAAAGACACACCUAUUGCUUUGCCCACCUACUAAAUCUUCUGGCUCAAAAGUCCAUUGAAUCUCUCCCUCAGCUAAAAAGUUUACUGGAACAAGUGAAGACUAUAGUCAGCUGGUUUAGAAGCAGUGUAAUUGGAAGCGAUGAGCUUAGAAAGAGGACUGUCAAUUCUACUGAAAAGACUUUAAUUCAAUCGGUUUCCACAAGAUGGAAUUCCACGUAUUAUAUGGUGGAACGUUUUCGGGAAAUCGUAAGCAGUAUUAUAAACUUUAAUACAACAGCUCCACCAAUGAUAACAGCGAAGGAUGUAGAAUUCCUUCAGGAUUUUGUAUUACUUUUUAAGCCAAUCGAAGUUGCUACUAAAGAAGCAUGUGGUGAGAAAUUCGUUACGUCGAGUAUGAUCAUUCCGAUCGUACGCCUUUUAAGAAAAAAAAUAUCUGAAGCUUCAAUCACAACGGACCUAGCAAAAUCCCUGAAGAAUAACAUCUUUGCGGAAUGGAAUAAACGAUUUCUUAACAUUGAACACAACCAGCUUUUUGCAACAGCAACAAUAUUAGAUCCUCGCUUCAAAAAUUUGCAUUUCGACGAUAAAGCGGCAUUAGGCAGUGUUAUACGGAAGCUAUCAAAUGAAUUGAGAAAAGACUUAAUCGAGUCAGAAUCCGAUAGCGAUGCACCUUCUCAUUCUUCUGGGUCCAAAGAAAAUGAAUACAGCUUAUGGGACGAUCAUCAUAAAAUGGUUCAGGAAGCUUGGAAAUCUCGAAAAAAAUCCAGAAUAGUCGAGGAACUAGAUACACCGAAUUCGAUACCACCCGAAUUUUCAGUUUAUUUGAAACAGCCUGUAGUACGACUUAAAGACUCUCCGUUCGAGGUAUGGACUGAAAUCGUUCACAAGGACUCAUCGUUACUGAAAAUGGUCAAAAAAUAUUUAUGCGUUGUGGCAACAUCUGUUCCGUGUGAACGCGUUUUUUCAGCGAGUGGAAAUAUUGCAAACUGCAAGAGAAGUUGCCUCUUGGGAGAAAAACUAGAUAAGCUACUUUUCCUCAAAAGUGUAGAUAAAACAUUUUGGGGUCAUAAUUGA
This is a messenger RNA of Hermetia illucens (black soldier fly), 1530 nucleotides long. RefSeq names its product zinc finger BED domain-containing protein 4-like. Bases 1 to 1530 code for a protein of 509 amino acids. NCBI's taxonomy places the organism in Eukaryota, Metazoa, Arthropoda, Insecta, Diptera, Stratiomyidae. The record is from RefSeq and is a predicted model, not a curated record. Gene Ontology annotation, molecular function: protein dimerization activity. The transcript has 3 exons.